GAAGUAAGAAAGAACGAACGGAAGGAGAAAGGACUGUGAUUGAUUGAGAUACCGAUACACUGCUCUUACGUUUCCGCGUUGUGGAUCUCUCUCUGAUUUUCCAGUCUUCGCCAUGGCGGAGCGUGCUUCUUACGGAUUGGGACCUCGAUUAGCGAGGCAUCUGACGCAAUAGAGAUGUUCUCCGGUUAUUUUCUUCAUCUCCUGUCACGUGACCUAGACUGUUUUUCAGUCAUCUUCUUCAAGUCCAACGAAGCUUCUGAUGUCACUCAGACAUUUUCAGAUAUUCAGCAAUUACAAUUUGAAGCCCAGCAUCGGUGGCUGCGUCCUGCAGAAAUAUGUGAAAUUCUUCGCAAUUAUCGAAUGUUUCAGAUCACAUCAGAACCGCCUAACAGGCCACCAAGUGGUUCCCUUUUUCUUUUUGAUCGGAAGGUUUUAAGGUACUUUAGAAAGGAUGGACAUAAUUGGAGAAAGAAAAAAGAUGGAAAGACUGUGAAGGAGGCUCAUGAGAAGUUAAAGGUGGGAAGUGUUGAUGUGUUACAUUGCUACUAUGCCCAUGGAGAAGAAAAUGAAAAUUUUCAGAGGCGAAGCUAUUGGAUGCUUGAACAGGAUAUGAUGCAUAUUGUAUUUGUCCACUACUUGGAUGUUAAGGUCAACAAAACCAAUAUUGGUGGAAGUACAGAUACUAGCGAGGCUACAUCAGAUUCCCAGAAGAGCAGUUCUUUGUCAUCUGGCUUUCCCAGAAAUUAUGGAGGUAUGCCUUCAAGAAGUACCGAUUCCAUGAGCCCAACUAGCACUUUGACAUCUUUAUGUGAAGAUGCUGAUUCAGAGGAUAUUCACCAAGCAAGUUCUGGAUUACACUCUCAUCAUGAAUCACAAUAUUUGGGGAAUGGUCGUCCGAUGGAUAAGAUUGACGCUUGUUCAAAUAGUUCAUAUCUUGUGCUUCCAUUUUCAGGUGAUCAUGGACAGGUACCAAUUUCUGGAACAGAUUAUAUGCCACUUGUUCAGGGGGACAAAUCUAGAGCCAGUGAUACUACGUACAUUGAGGGCAAAAAAUCCUGGGACAAUGCCAUGGAGCAAUCUUCAGGAGUGCAUACUGAUCCUUCUCUUGUUUCAUCUAGAUCCAUUCCAUCAAGCUCACUGGGAAACAUUCUUGAAGGAGAUCAUACUGUUCUGUGCAGCCUUUUAGGGCAUAAAAAUGUCCUCACUGAAGACGAAAGUGGCUCUCAUCCUCUCCAAUCAAAUUGGCAGAUUUCUUUUGAAGACAAUACAGGAGAAUUGCCUAAAUGGGGCUUCGCUGCAUUUGGAUCUGAGUAUACUGGUUUACUGGGGGAAGAAACUAAUGAUGCAUGUCCAGAAAUUGUUCCUGAGCUCUUCACUUUUAAUGAUGAGCCGAAGGAGCAGUCUGUGCAGCAAAACUUCUCGAAGCAGUAUGCACAUACACAAUCUAAUCCUGCACAGAAAUCCAAUUCUGAGGGUGAAGUUCCUGGUGAUGAGAGUGUCAACUCCACCUUGACCAUGAAACGUGCAUUCUUGGGCGGAGAGGAGAGCCUACAGAAGGUUGAUAGCUUCUCCAGGUGGAUUACUAAAGAACUUGCAGGAGUGGAUGAUCUGCAUAUGCAGUCUUCCCCUGGUAUUUCAUGGAGCACUGAUGAAUGUGGGCAUGUGAUAGAUGACACCUCACUGAAACUGUCCCUGUCUCAAGACCAGCUCUUCAGUAUAAAUGAUUUUUCACCUAAAUGGACUUAUGCUGAAUCUGAAAUUGAGGUGUUGAUUAUUGGAACAUUUUUGAAGAGUCAACCUGAGGUGGCAACAUGUAAGUGGUCCUGUAUGUUUGGGGAAGUGGAGGUUCCUGCUGAGGUUUUAGCUAAUGGAAUUCUGUGCUGUCAAGCUCCAUCUCUUAACAUUGGACAGGUUCCCUUCUACGUAACAUGUUCCAAUAGGUUUGCUUGUAGUGAAGUUCGGGAAUUUGAGUACAGAGAGGGCUUUGAUAAAAACAUAGAUUUUGCAGAUUUUUAUAACAGUUUGGCUGAAAUGACGCUUCAUUUGCGACUGGAAGAGUUACUUUCUUUAAACACAGUGCACCCUUUGAAUCAGGCUUUUGAGGAUAAUAUGGAGAAAAGAAACUUAAUUUUCAAGCUUAUUUCGCUGAAAGAGGAAGAAGAAUAUUCAAGUAAAGAAGAGCCAACUGCAGAGACAGAUAUAUCAAAACACAAGUUGAAGGAGAUGUUUCACAGGCAGGUUAAAGAGAAGUUGUACUCAUGGCUUCUUCACAAAGUGACUGAAACUGGUAAAGGGCCUAAUGUAUUGGGUGAGAAUGGGCAAGGCGUGUUACAUUUAGUUGCUGCUCUUGGUUAUGAUUGGGCCAUAACACCAAUCAUAACUGCUGGAGUGAAUAUCAACUUCCGUGAUGUGAAUGGAUGGACAGCACUACACUGGGCUGCAUCCUGUGGCAGAGAGCGAACAGUUGCUAUCCUUGUCACCAUGGGUGCAGCCACUGGAGCUCUGACAGACCCAUCCCCAGCAUUUCCUUCAGGUAGAUCACCUGCAGAUCUUGCUUCUAGCAACGGCCACAAAGGAAUUUCUGGUUUUCUUGGAGAGUCAUUAUUAACUAGCCACGAGUCAUUAUUAACUAGCCACCUCGAAUCACUCACAAUGGAUGAAAAUAAAGAUAGUAGGAAAGAAGCUUCAGGAAUGAAAGCUGUGCAUACAGUUUUUGAGCGAAUUGCAACACCUGUGCGUUAUGGUGAUAUACCAGAUGCUAUCUGCCUUAAGGAUUCUCUAAAUGCUGUUCGUAAUGCUACACAAGCUGCUGAUCGCAUACAUCAAGUAUUCAGAAUGCAGUCAUUCCAGAGGAAACAGUUAGCUCAAUGUGAAGAUGAUGAAUUUGGAUUGUGGGAUCAACAAGCUCUUUCCCUUCUAGCUUCUAAGGCUUGCAAAUCUGGACAAGGAGGUGGUUUAGCCAAUGCUGCUGCGGUACAAAUACAGAAAAAGUUCCGUGGUUGGAAGAAGAGAAAAGAAUUCUUGAUCAUUCGUCAAAGAAUUGUUAAAAUCCAGGCCCACGUAAGAGGUCACCAGGUAAGAAAGCAGUUUAAAUCAAUCAUUUGGUCCGUGGGAAUCCUGGAGAAGGUCAUAUUACGGUGGAGGCGCAAGGGCAGUGGUUUACGUGGAUUUCGACGAGAUGCCCUUAAUAAGGUCCCCGACCAACCAAGCGAUUCUUUGAAAGAGGAUGAUUAUGAUUUUCUGAAGGAAGGAAGGAAACAAAGUGAAGCAAGGUUCCAAAAGGCCCUUUCACGGGUGAAGUCCAUGGUUCAGUAUCCAGAGGCACGGGCUCAAUACCGGCGGCUGCUAAAUGUAGUAGAAGACUUCCGUGAAACCAAGCAGGGAGGUAAUUUGAAUUUGGUAAAUUCGGAAGAGACUGUUGAUGGUGUGGAGGAUUUGAUUGAUAUUGACAUGCUUUUAGAUGAUGAAAAUUUCUUGCCCAUAGCAUUCGAUUGAUUUGUCUGCGGUACCCCCCGACCUCGCUGUAAAUAGAAUGCCAGUCGGUUUUAUUCGGCAUUGGAAAGGUCCCUAACAUCGUGUAUUGCUGUAUAUAUCUAUAUAUCUAUAUAUAUAUAUAAUCAGAAUUCAGAAUUACUUGGAUCCUAGAUCUUCCUGUUUUUGUACCCCAAAAACUUUUGGAUCUAAGGCUGGCUACUAUAAUAGAUUAUGAAACAUGGAAUGCUUUCGGAUUUGACAUUUCAAAUAUGUAAUCUAGACAUGGUUUAAUUUUAUAUAUGGUGAUUUUUAUAUGACAGG
Abrus precatorius (Indian licorice) is the source of this 3795-nucleotide messenger RNA. Its product is annotated as calmodulin-binding transcription activator 2. Gene Ontology annotation, cellular component: nucleus. The coding region runs from base 175 to 3495 and encodes 1106 amino acids. Gene Ontology annotation, molecular function: transcription coregulator activity; double-stranded DNA binding; protein binding. The transcript is spliced from 14 exons. NCBI's taxonomy places the organism in Eukaryota, Viridiplantae, Streptophyta, Magnoliopsida, Fabales, Fabaceae. Gene Ontology annotation, biological process: regulation of transcription by RNA polymerase II. The record is from RefSeq and is a predicted model, not a curated record.